AAGAUGCAACAAAUCGAAAAAUAAAUUAAACACAAAACGAAUCCCCAUUAAUUGUCAAUCGAUCUUGUACUCAAUCGCGUACACAUCCACGUUUCCUUGAAGUGCUUGUGGAAUUUGAAAUGGAUUCUCAUUCAGCGAAUAUGAGCUGCUUCUAUGUAAUGCUGGUAACUGAAAUUUAUCAAGAAGUCCCAGCAAUAGAGGAAGUGAAGAUGCACGGAUCUAAUAAGUUUACAGAAAAGCUCGGAAUAUAUCCUAAAAAGGUGACCGUUUUGAAGAAACGUUUGAUAAAGCCCUCGUUAAAAAAAGCCGCCGACAUUACCGAGAAAUUUAAAAACCUACCCGAAGAAGAUUUACUUUUCAUUAAAGAAUUGGAUAAACAAUUUCACUUGCAUGGUGCGAAAAUCAAAUUUAAAAUCGAGCAUGUCAAUGUCACUGACCAUAAAAGCAGUAAACGUACGAUAGAGGGAGACUUGGGUUACGGCUAUUCACAGCAUGGAUAUGAUUACACUCCACCAAAAUUCAUGUUUUACCCGUACUCGCAAAAAGACAUACCACCCGAUGCCCCUAGUUAUUACAUACAGGACGAGAAGAACAGCAUUACCAUCGAACCGUCGUAUUCAUAUCAAUUGAAAACAGAAUCGUUUAUACAAUCGAAUCAUGCACCUCACAUAGAUGUGCCGCACGCAUCAAAUGUUUUGGACGGCGAAGACCCAGUGAUUGUGUUGCGUAUACCGGGUCCGCCCAAAUAUGCCAGCCAUUUGAAAACCUUACUGCAACAAUAUUUGGAGAUAAGGGCGGCGCAAUAUUUGCACAUUUUGGAGGAAACCGAGCACAGAAAACGGCUACAAUUACAGCAACCACAACAACAACAACAACAACAACAACAUCAUGACGACUAUAGCCAAGUAAAAAAUCAAGCAGCAGUAGCACAGCAACAAGCAGCUUACGAGCAAAGCCAACAGCAUGAUCAGGAGGGAGUUGCGACACCAGAAAAUAUUAAUAACUAUGAAGGUUAUAAAUAUGAUGCAACUCCGAACCAGGGCUAUUACGCGCAGCAACCGCCACAACACCAUCAUCUGUCAAAUGUGCGACCAUUCUACGCCACACCUGAACAGCAGUUUACACAUCCUAAAGUUCAUGAUAAUCGCAAUUAUCAGCAAGCUUAUCUGUUAGCGAUAACGACUCAACCUCAAUUCGAUUACGACAGCGAACAGCAAUUUUAUAUGGUUGAGGAAGGCGUUGGCCAAUCAAUUUCACAUCCAUCGUUACCAACAGCCGAAAACAAUCCACGUUCCUCGCACACGAAAAUCAUUUUCACACACAACACCGCGCACGCCAGUGACGAUUAUAGCCAAAACUAUCCGUUACCGUCUAUUAAGCCCAAUGAACGAUACACACCAACUUCAGUACCCGGUUAUCAUCAGGACUUUCAAGCACGAUCCCAACUUUCACAGGAAUCCCGUCCAGCGGUAGCAGUGUCCAGUGUCGAAUCAAACCGCAACGCUGUAGUGGCUAUCACUCAAAGACCGUUCAACUAUCAUGCUCACGCUGUGAAACAAUUAGUCUACGACGCUCCCCCCCAAAAGAAAUGAAGCUCCAAGCAUCACAACACAAAUUCGGAGAAACUCCAUAUCGAUAUCAAUUGGGUGCGGAGACAGUGAAAGUCUAUCAUUCUAUUUUCUUUUGAAUCUUGGUCUUGACUACAAUCAAAAUU
Glossina fuscipes is the source of this 1714-nucleotide messenger RNA. RefSeq names its product nuclear transcription factor Y subunit beta. The transcript is spliced from 3 exons. The coding region runs from base 120 to 1592 and encodes 490 amino acids. The record is from RefSeq and is a predicted model, not a curated record. Lineage: Eukaryota; Metazoa; Arthropoda; Insecta; Diptera; Glossinidae.